UGGAGUUGCAGAGUCACGGCAGUGGCUGAGCUGCUGACAGGAGGCGGCGGCGGAGGUGGAGGCGAGGCAAGACCUGCGGCUCUGCAGGGCCACGGUCGCUGUAGCGCUAGGCAAGCUGACGGAGCCACGCCGGCCUCAGCCCACCUGCAAACCUCCCGCCUCGUGCCCACCCUCCAUCUGCCCAACUGGUCCGGGGCGGCCUAGUCUGCACCACCGACCCGGCUCCUGGGGCCGCCGCCCCGCGCGGUCCCGUCGGCGUCCCUGGCCGCGCCCGACCCCCGGCCCCCUAGCCCACCGGCACCAUGAUGGAGGAGAUCGACCGGUUCCAGGUGCCCACCGCGCACUCGGAGAUGCAGCCGCUGAAAAUUAGUGCUUGAAGGUGAGGACAGAAGUUACCUUUCCUGUGGGAAAGUGAAAAUUGAAUCAUGUCGUUUGAAUCAUCUGUGCUCAGUCCACAAGACAAAGGCAGAAUUGUUCAGCACCACGGAGAGUACCUUUCAUCUUGAAGAUGAGAUCAAGGGACCCAGCCGCCGCCUCCAUCUCAGACGGAGACUGUGACGCCCGGGAGGGUGAGUCAGUAGCCAUGAAUUACAAACCAUCCCCGCUCCAAGUGAAGCUGGCUUCCUUCCCAUGUUCCCCUGCAGAGAAGCAGCGGGAGCUGGCCCGGAAGGGCUCCCUGAAGAAUGGCAGCAUGGGGAGCCCCGUCAACCAGCAACCCAAGAAGAACAAUGUCAUGGCCCGGACAAGGCUGGUCGUCCCCAAUAAAGGCUACUCCUCGCUUGACCAGAGCCCAGACGAGAAGCCACUGGUAGCCCUUGACACGGACAGUGAUGAUGACUUUGACAUGUCCAGAUAUUCCUCCUCUGGCUACUCCUCUGCUGAGCAGAUCAACCAAGAUUUGAACAUCCAGCUGCUGAAGGACGGCUACCGGUUAGACGAGAUCCCCGACGAUGAGGACCUGGACCUCAUCCCCCCCAAGUCUGUGAACCCCACCUGCAUGUGCUGCCAGGCCACGUCCUCCACCGCCUGCCACAUUCAGUAGCUGGCGGGGCCACUGCGGCCGGCCGGGGUGGGGCCGCCGGGGGCCAGGUUGGACCAGGCAGGGGCCAACCCCUCCCCAGCUCAUCCACCUGCCCCCGGCCCCCGCGCACCCUACAGCCGCCAACCUCGUAACAGUCAUUGCUUCCUCCUAUGGUAGGACGUGUACCUCUGUGUGUUCAUGGAGCCGGAGAAACCAAAACCGGGUCUCUCUCCACCCCCGGGAGUGCUGAGGAGGGGAGGGGGCGGUUUGUUCAGUUACUUGGGGGACCUCGCCCAGCAUCCUGCCCCCUCCCCAAAGCUGCAGCCCAGUAGAGGAAAGGGGUGACUGGACUGCAGGGAGGCCAACAGUAAUGAGUGGGGGAGGGAUCACAAAGCCAGGGGUUUGGACCCACCCACGUGAAGCCAUGAAUCCCCCAGCACCAGCCAAGGAAAGGGGCUGGGAAGGAGAAAGGCCCAGGGCAGUAGGGGCAGGGCCCAGCCCCUUAGAGCCGCCUCCACAUGCCCCCCUGCUGGCCCACGUACCAUCUGCGUUUCUACCCUCAUCUCUAGAUGGGAAGCCUGAUAAAGCUGCCCAGUGGGAUAUUGUCCCCCACCCUUGGGGAUCACUGCCUUCUUUCUCCUCUUUGCCUCAUUCACCCCCUUCCUUGCUCUCUGGAUUGUGUGGAGGGUGAGGUGGGCGUUACAGACAGCCAGAGUUUAAGGUGGUAUGAUCUGCCCUCACCUGCCCCUAACUAAUGCAUCUGUCUCUCUGUGCCCUGCCUCAUCCCCCCACCCAACACACACACACACACACACACACACACACACACACACACACACACACACACACACACACACACACACACACACACACACACACACUCUCACACUUCUGUUCCAUUCAUUGGUCUCUGUCCCGGGCUGGAAGCAGGAGUUAAGGCUGGCCUCGAAUGCCCCAUUCCGGUCUCACUCUAGCCCAAGAUCCCAGAGGCUGCUUCCCAGGAAGAAUCUUCAAGGAAGCAAGCCUAAGAGAACACAGUGGCUGCAUGUGUACGGCAGGGACAGCUUGGCAGAACGUGUGUGUGCCUGGGGCUGUGAGGGCGUGUGUCUGCAUCUCUGCAUUGGGCCUGUGUCUCCAGAUGUCUGUGGCGUCUGCGGUGGGGAAGUGACUGUGUGGCCUGUUAACGGUGUGAGAGGCUGCUCAGCAGUGCAGUGGGCUGGCGGUCAGAAGGCUCCGGCACUCUCCCCGUUACCUCCAACAAGCCAUUUAUAUUCUCUGGCUUUCAGUUCCCUCCACUGUACAAUGAGCGGCAUCUGAAAUUAUUUUUAAGGUUCUUCCAAACCUGAAGGCAUUUCUUCAUAGGAAUUUCUGUGGAGGUGGAUAAGGAGGUCUCUGUUGUCUUUUGAGUACAUCUGGUGGCUUCCUGAGUUGCACAUCAUUCAUUGCUUCCUCCUAUGGUGGAAAAGAGAGGGGGAAGUUCCUGUGGGACCUGUGUAUGCCUGAGUACAAUCGGAUCUUUUGGGAAAUGUGUGAGUGUGUGUCUGUGUGUGUCUGUGCACGUGUAUGUGAGUAUCUAUGGUGUGUGUAGCUGUGUGGGUGUCUGAGAGUCAGAAUGUAUGUACUACUGCUUCUGCUGCUGUUUCUCAGUGGUGGCAGGGGUGGGGGUGGUGGCUAGAAAAGCUGAGGAUGAAAAUCAAGAGGGAGAAGGUGACCAAGGCCCUCCCCUGGGCCUGGGCAGUAUAGAUCUGCCCCGUGCAAAGGAAAGCAAAAGCACAGAUAGCCCACGCCUGGUCAGGUCUAUGCCACACAAACCCCGUAUCCCAGGGCCACUCCUCCAUGCUGACCUCCCCCACGUGCUGGCCAAUCCACUCUAAUAUAUACCACUCACAUGCUGCCAGCAUGCACAGGACACACACACAGCUCAGUUCCUGGCUGCCAGUCCUGGGAGGUGGGAGUUGGAAGGGGGCAAGGGCAGUGAGAAGAGAGAGUAAGGCUGCUGGCUUAGGAGGGGUAGCACCUCUCCCUGCACCACACCCAGGGACUGCCAGCUCCUGAGUGCUGAGGUGCAGCUCUCCACCCUCAACUCCUCCAACCCACGCCUAACUCCUCCAGUGCAGGAACCCCGGUUAGAUGAUGAGAAAAUGCCAAAGGGAGGCAAGGACGGAGAAGACACCUGCAGGACUCACACGGCCCGUACUGGCCCCCACCUGAGCCUGUUUCUCCCCGCCCCCCCCCCGCCCCGGUCAGCAUACCCACCCCCUGUCAUCUGGGCCCCAAAACCAAGCUUCCUACUACUACUACCACCACCACCCCCCGCCUCCUUGACUCACCCUUCGAGAACAUGGGUACCUCCUCUUUUCCAGGCAGGGCCCCCGCCAAGGCUCACUUAGACUGCUGCCUUUGCUGCUGACAUGCUGUGUGACUCUGGCCCACUGCUUAACCUCUCUGGCCCUGAGGAAUAAGGGAAAGACUCCCUCCCCACAAGAUAUACCUAAUUCCCUGGCAGGCAAGGGCUUCCAGCUGAGGCAGUAUAGCAAGUGUAGCGGAGAGAAGUACGAAGCUGGCAGCCAGCACUUUCUGGGUCUAGGGAAAGUGCAUGGUUCCCUCCUUCCCUGUGGGGGAGGUUGGAGGGGAGGAAUCGAGGCCUUAGUUUGCCCCCUGCCACCCUUGCCCCUUGUAGAUACUGCCUUAACACUCCCUCUACCCUCAGCUCUGGCUGCCAGCCAGCCGUUUCUCCGUGCUCACUAAUUUAUUUCCAGGAAGGUGUGUGGAAGACAUGAGCCGUGUAUAAAAUUUUUUUUAACAUUUCCAUCGCAGUAUUGACCAUCAUCCUUGGUUGUGUAUCGUGUAACACAAAUAAUGAUAUUAAAAGCAUCAAACAA
This is a messenger RNA of Lagenorhynchus albirostris (white-beaked dolphin), 3903 nucleotides long. It is a transcript of the gene FAM219A, whose product is annotated as family with sequence similarity 219 member A. The record is from RefSeq and is a predicted model, not a curated record. The transcript is spliced from 7 exons. Bases 509 to 1042 code for a protein of 177 amino acids. Lineage: Eukaryota; Metazoa; Chordata; Mammalia; Artiodactyla; Delphinidae.